Molecule: messenger RNA, 1275 nt
Organism: Blastomyces dermatitidis ER-3
Lineage: Eukaryota; Fungi; Ascomycota; Eurotiomycetes; Onygenales; Ajellomycetaceae
Product: acetyl-CoA/propionyl-CoA carboxylase
Exons: 6
Coding region: 1-1275 (424 amino acids)
Source: RefSeq, a predicted model, not a curated record
AUGGGCACGCUCAACUGGACAGGCCAUGACCCAUGCGUAUUCCCUGUUGAUUGCCCCGACUUUGGCGGGUUCGUUUCCAGCACCACAAUUGUCAAGGCUGAUUACUGGCGAAUGGGACAAAUGAAAGCGGGAGCCUCGAUUAAGUACAGAAGGGUUACAUUGGAAGAUGCGCUUUCCUUGCGACGCCGAGUUGAGGACUUCGUGGGCAGAGUAGCUGCAUGUUGUUCGGGGAAGGCCAGGUUUGCGGAGAUUUCACCAUUAGACUACAGCAAUCUUCCAGAGCCAAAAGACUCCGCCCAAUGCCCCAAGGCUAUUAUUAUUCAUCAGAUUCCGGAAAAUGGAAAGACACAGCCUCUUGUGUCUUAUAGGCAGGGCGGCGAUGACUAUGUUCUUAUUGAUUAUGGACAUGCUCUCUCGCUGUAUUAUGAUGGUUUGAAGAUCCCUCAAAGGAAGUUGAUUGAUUAUCUAUGCGAGCUUGAAGUUGAACUUGGAGAUCUAAGCCAGGCAAAGAUGCCUAGUCGAAGCGUCUUCAAACUUCCUCUUACCUUCGAGAGCAAGAGACAAACUGCGGCACUCCAGCGCUACAUGGAAACUCAACGUCCAUACGCGUCAUAUCUCCCCGAUAAUAUGGAUUUCGUCGCCGAGAACAUCUAUCUCACUGCUAGCUUCAUGCGCAUGAACUGCCCAAAGAUGAACCCUAGUUGUGUUUUCACCCCAGAAGGUCAAGUGUCAUGGGGAGGUUCUUGCAUGGCACUUUACAACGUCGAAUCGCCAGGAGGCUACCAACUGACCGGCCUGUCCAUCCCGGGCGUUGACAUCCUCGGCUCCAAAGCAGGCUAUUCACCAGAGAAGCCAUGGUCCUAUGAAGACUUUGAUCAAAUUUCCUCCUACAAAGUGACGGAGGAGGAAUACGAAAGAGGCAUGGCUCAAUUCCGCAGUGGCCGUUAUGAGUAUAAGUGGGAACACGUUGAGUUCGACAUGGCGGAGCAUAACCGCUUGUUGGGGGGUACCAAGGACGAAGUUGCAAAAAUCCGCGCGACAGCAGCAAGCGCAACGCCACUGAAGGCCAACGUGUGGAAGAUUGAAGUCAAGGAUGGAGAUAAGAUUGCUGCAAACCAAGUCGUGACGAUCCUAGAGGCCAUGAAGCUGGAGAUCACUGUGCAGGCCGAUCCCAGCACUGCUGGAGGAGUUGUGGAGGAGAUCUUGGUCAAGCCAAAUGACUCCAUUGAAGCUGGGAAGCCGCUUAUGUUGGUACGAAUGGGAGGGAUGGCAUAA